CUGUCCUCUGAUUACUGUCAGUAUUGAUGUCUUCCUCAGGUGCAGUAGAGAUGGGCAUCGCCAACGACAGCGCCUUCAGCCACUUCAUCCUUAUAGGCUUCUCUGAGCGACCCCAGGUAGAGAGGGUCCUCUUUGCCAUCAUACUGCCCGCCUACCUCCUGACCCUGCUGGGCAACAGCACCAUCAUCCUGGUGUCCAGGCUGGACCCGCACCUGCACACUCCCAUGUACUUCUUCCUCACACACCUGUCCUUCCUGGACCUCAGCUUCACCAGCAGCUCCAUCCCACAGCUGCUCUAUAACCUCAGCGGGCCGGACAAGACCAUCAGCUAUGUGGGCUGUGCUCUGCAGCUGGUCCUGUUCCUGGGCCUGGGGGGUGUGGAGUGCCUGCUGCUGGCUGUCAUGGCCUAUGACCGCUUUGUGGCGGUCUGCAAGCCCUUGCACUACAUGGUCCUCAUGAGCCCCAGGCUCUGCAUAGGCCUGGUCUCAGUGGCCUGGAGCUGCGGCGUGGCCAACUCCUUGGCUAUGUCUCCGGUGACCCUCAGCCUACCCCGCUGUGGGCAACGCAGGGUGGACCACUUCCUCUGUGAGAUGCCAGCUCUCAUCAGGAUGGCCUGUGUCAACACUGCUGCAGUGGAAGGCACUGUCUUCAUCCUGGCUAUAGGCAUCGUGCUGUCACCCCUGGUGUUCAUCUUGGUCUCCUAUGGCUACAUCGUGAGAGCAGUGUUGCGAAUCCGCUCGGCUUCAGGGCGGCAGAAGGCUUUCAACACUUGUGGCUCGCACCUCACCGUAGUCUCACUUUUCUAUGGAAAUAUCAUCUACAUGUACAUGCAGCCGGGAAACAGCUCCUCCCAGGACCAGGGCAAGUUCCUCACCCUCUUCUACAACAUUGUCACCCCUCUCCUCAACCCUCUGAUCUACACACUGAGAAACAAGGAAGUGAAGGGGGCACUCAGGAGACUGCUGCUGGGUAGCCGAGAGACAGGGGAAGUAAGGGCUGGUUUCAGACAGACCAGAGAAAAGCUACCCUGGUGAGGAUGGCAAUGAAUACUGAGAGAAUUCAAGUUCUCAGGCAAACAAUUUAAUGAGAAAGAAAGAAGGCAGAGAAAA
Molecule: messenger RNA, 1109 nt
Organism: Arvicanthis niloticus (Nile rat)
Lineage: Eukaryota; Metazoa; Chordata; Mammalia; Rodentia; Muridae
Product: olfactory receptor 2W3-like
Biological process (GO): G protein-coupled receptor signaling pathway
Cellular component (GO): membrane
Molecular function (GO): olfactory receptor activity; G protein-coupled receptor activity
Source: RefSeq, a predicted model, not a curated record